CCUCCCUCAGUUUGUUGUCUCGCCUCGCGCCCUGACGCGCAAAAGUCCACUUCGGUUUUUCCGCGAAACUCCAAAAAUCUAUGAAAUGUGUUUGCAUGUUCCUCUGCGAGCGGGGAUGUAGAGGUGGGAUCGCGAGGACCGAGGAAGCUGGGGGAACCCACGCGUUCAGCCUCUGAGAAAGUACGCUUUUCCCACAAUAACUGACGGUGAAUGUGUUUUUUCUUUUCUUGUUCCACAUCGGUCACUGACAGACAAGACACUCUGUAGGAUUGUGUUCUCGGAGAAUAAGCUUUUUUUUUUUUUGGUUCCCUCUGCCCUUUCAUUUUCUUUUUUUUUAGUCUUUUUUGGAAUUUUCUUUUUUGUCACCAUUGUGAGAGACGGACCCCUCGGACUGUGGGAGCCCUCCCCUCCACUCGGAUCCGCUGUGGAUCCAGUGGGUGAGCCGGGGGCUCCUCUGUGCGACUGCAGAGACCAUAUGCUGCUACCGCAGAAAGGCAACCGAGCACCUCACCGGGUCCAGACAAAAGCAGCUGUUCAGAUCCAUUUACUCUGUGAAAUAAUAAGAAUGAAGCCUCGCCGAGAUAGGUGGCGAUUGGCAACGGUGCGUCAGCAGCGCGCUCGGAUGAAAGGAGACUGUCCUCAGGGGUUGUUUUUUUGGAAGAACAAUCCUCAUUUGUGUUCAUUCGACAAGUCUCCGGCAGCGCCGACACCGAACCAGAAGCCCGGCGGUUCAUUGUGCAUCAGCUGUUGUUAUUAAUAAUGCGCACGGAACUUGAUGCAGCCAUUUCCAGACGACCCAUGAAAGAACGUGGAUGAGGGCUGAGCUGUAGUGCGGGCAGAAGGCUCCGGGGCCUGUCUGUUGUCCUGUCCUGCUGGUUGAUUGGUGCAUCGAGGUGAGGCACCACUCUCCCCGGAGAACAGAACGGACAGAGGAAAGGUCUUUCCUCCCCCUCCUUGCUCACCCCUGCCCCCUUUCCACCCUCACCCCCAACCCGGGCGCGUACGCUCUGGACCAUGUCUACCAGGCUGUCGGAGGGGGGCCGGACAGAGGACCUGGAGCGGAGUAGCUGCAAACAGGACUCUCCUGUUACUGAGCGCAGGAACCGCAGUGGCAUCAUCAGUGAGCCCCUCAGUAAGAGCCUCAAGAACUCUCGUACCCUCUCCCAGUAUACGGCAGUCUCCUCGGCCACCACCAAUGGACACACGGGCAAUACUGGGUCUAAGAGCCAAUCAGCCAAGCCUCAGCCACCCCCGCAGCCCCAACCCACUGUCUCCGCACUGACUGCAGCCAAGUUGGACCGAACCCUAGAACAGGUUCUGGAGGGACAGAAUGGCCUGCUGCACUUUGCUCAGGCAGCAGCACUGUUAAAGCGGGCCGGUAUGGAGCACAUGCUCCUGCCUGGGGGCAUGGGAGUGGGAGUUGGCGGUGGAGACGCAGGCUCGGGGGCUAGCGACUUGGAGGGUACGUCUGUCACGGACGCCGUAGGUGGUCCUGUUGACUUCCCAUAUGGAGUAGGGGGUGGCUUCCCCUUCAACCCGGGGCUUUUCAUCAUGACGCCGGCUGGAGUGUUUCUGGCAGACAGCGCGCUACACAUGGCCAGCCUGGCCGAGUACCCAGCGCAGAGCGAGCUAGCCUCUGCGAUCAACUCCGGUAAAAAGAAGCGAAAACGUUGCGGCAUGUGCCCACCUUGCCGACGGCGGAUAAACUGCGAGCAAUGCAGCAGCUGCCGGAAUCGCAAAACAGGCCACCAGAUCUGCAAGUUUCGCAAAUGUGAGGAGUUGAAGAAGAAGCCCUCUGCUGCUCUGGAGAAGGUGAUGCUUCCUACAGGAGCGGCGUUCCGGUGGUUCCAGUAGGACUCUUCCUCCACUCCCUUCCCAAAGCUCUGCCAUCAAGUGCAAUGCCAACUCCUGGAUUGUCUCCGGAACAGACACUGGCUAAUAAACAAACAAGCAACAAAUAAAAUCAUAGGGGGGAAAAAAAACCCGACAAAAACAAAGCCGAAAAAAAAAAAAAAAAUCAAUCGGGUAAUGGAUGCACCUACUUAUUCCUUGAACCAAAAAUGAAGCGUAAAGAAGAGCAUCUUUGGCAACAACUUUCAUUCCCUUUUCUAUGUUUCCCAUUUUGGUACCUUUUGUCCUUUUUCCAGCAGUUUUUUUUUUCUUCUCCGUUGCUUAAACAUGGAACUGUUACCAGAAACAGAAAUGACGGACUGAGUGUGGACAAUCAACUAAUUUCUGUGUUUGGUGUUAAUGUUGUUCAUGUGUGGAAAGAUACAGUACUUGUGUAGAGAAUGUAAAUUUACAGCUAUAUUUUAAAAACUAGUGGCUAAUGGCAAACAUUAUUGUAAUUCUUCACCAUUAUGUUAGUUAAACCCUCGUCUAUUUCAUGACUCAUUUUGCUAAGGAGUACCUUCUCAGACACACCGGUGUUUGUAUUUGAAAGGCAAAGAAAAAUGUUCCAAAUUGUGAUUUUGAACCUGAAAUGAAACUGAAAAAGUCAUGUUUUUCGGUCAGAUCUCCAGAAACCCUCUACUGGGUCGAAGACGCUGUUCGCCAGAGCCGUCACUGCUAUAAUCUCCUCAAUCUGCCCUCCUCUGUAUUUCCAAACUUUUCCUUUAGUGAAACUGGCAGCCUUACGUUACUGUGGCCCAACUGAGCAUGUGCCAGUGCUGCUCAGGGCAAUAGCACUAAGAGACAGCACUUGCUCUGAGUCAACCCUGCUGAACGCACUGAGACAAGAUUACCUUUUUUUUUUUUUUUUUUUUUACAUUUUGUUUGUUUAUUUGUUAUUUUCAUGACUUUUGUUAUGUUGCUGGGUAGCUGCAGCUUUUAAAAAUAACCAAUCUUUGUAUUUGUUUAGAAAAUUGGACUGGUUUUGUGAAUAAAAAGGAAUGCAUGUAUUCGUGUCAAAAUUUA
Molecule: messenger RNA, 2916 nt
Organism: Scophthalmus maximus (turbot)
Lineage: Eukaryota; Metazoa; Chordata; Actinopteri; Pleuronectiformes; Scophthalmidae
Gene: cxxc5a
Product: CXXC finger protein 5a
Exons: 4
Coding region: 1015-1854 (279 amino acids)
Cellular component (GO): nucleus
Molecular function (GO): zinc ion binding; methyl-CpG binding
Source: RefSeq, a predicted model, not a curated record